AUGGUAGCUGGCUCUGGUAAAACUUAUGCAGCUGGUGGACAUCAUUCAUCACACGUUGAUGUUGGAAAAGGAGCAACUACUUAUCCAGAUCGUUUUCCUAAUUCUUGUCAAUUUCGUAUCCCAGAUUGGCGUUCAUAUAAAGUUGAUGGUAUACCUGAAUUAGAAAGUCAUCGUUCAAAAUUAUCGAAUAAAGGUCUUCGUGAUCCUUGGAUUCGAAAUCAAGUAUGGUUAUUUGAUCCAAAAGUUGGUGCUUAUCCAACAUGGCGUAUUAGUUUACGUACUGCUUUCUUUGGUUUGCGUUAUGCUAUGGUAGCUUUAGCUACUUGUCUUAUAACAGAAAAAUUACUUGAAAAAGCUUUUCCACCAUUUCAUGGACAUAUUCAUUUAUACAAUCCGGAUAAACCUCAUUCACAUGAUCAUCAUACUGAUCAACAUCAUUAA
Rotaria sp. Silwood1 is the source of this 441-nucleotide messenger RNA. The record is from the annotation of a GenBank genome assembly. NCBI's taxonomy places the organism in Eukaryota, Metazoa, Rotifera, Eurotatoria, Philodinida, Philodinidae.